GACUCACCGGCCAUCGCUAAUUUAAUCCUCGAAUUGAACUCAUGAAGGAAAAAUGUACUAGCUAAAUCAACUAUCUAAAGAACUCAUGAAGGAAAAAUGUAAUAGCUAAAUCAACUACUUAAAAUGCGGAGUGGACUAGUCACAGAGUCAUGGCCAGAAUUUGCAUCCUUGUGUUUCAAGGAUAGCUUCGCAAACUGGUCUCUGCUGCUAGAGCGUCGAUGACUAGUAAGGUGGUGGUGGUUGCUGUUGCUGCUGCUGGUACAAGGCUCGUAGCCUUCCAAUCUCCCUCUGCAAUACCUCCUGUUCCACUGAACACAGUCCUCAUGUGAUUUCAUCUUCUGACAAGUAAAUAUUUCAAGCAAAAAGAUUCCCAAAAACUAAUGGUUGGACUGGUGUUACUGUAGCCAACACCGGUCCAACCAGUUUUAACCCAAAACAGGGUUCACGUUCUUCAAUCGACCACGGCUGCCGGCAGCACUGCAGUCACUGUCAGACGAGAAUCCUUUCGACUCUUAAUCUUUGAAAUCCUUAGUCUCUGUUUGAUACCGGCAACCUGCUGUGACGUUUGUCGCCUCCACGAGUUGGUUUAACCAGUUGAUAGAGAUGGAAUAUGUAAGCCCUGAAGGACUUCGAUUGGAUGGUCGCCGCCCUAUGGAAAUGAGGCAACUACUAGCUGAGAUUGGUGUCGUUGCCAAAGCAGAUGGUUCUGCUAUGUUUGAGAUGGGUAACACAAAAGUUAUUGCUGCUGUCUAUGGCCCAAGAGAGGUUCAAAAUAGGAGCCAGCAAAUUACUGACCAAGCACUGGUGCGCUGUGAGUACAGCAUGGCUAAUUUUAGUACUGGAGAUCGUAUGAGAAAACCGAAGGGUGACAGGCGAUCAACAGAGAUAUCUCUUGUUAUUCGUCAGACAAUGGAAGCAUGCAUAUUGACCAAUUUAAUGCCUCUUUCUCAGAUAGAUAUUUUUGUACAAGUUCUACAAGCAGAUGGAGGAACUCGAUCUGCAUGUAUUAAUGCUGCAACAUUAGCUCUUGCAGAUGCUGGGAUUCCAAUGCGUGAUAUUGUUACUUCUUGUAGUGCUGGAUACCUCAAUAGUACUCCUCUUCUUGAUUUGAAUUAUGUUGAAGAUAGUGCUGGAGGUCCUGAUGUCACUGUAGGCAUUCUACCUACAUUGGACAAAGUUACUCUCCUUCAGAUGGAUGCUAAGUUACCAACUGAUACAUUUGAAGAUGUCAUGCAACUUGCUACUGAAGGCUGCAAGGCAGUAGCAAAUUAUAUUCGAGAAGUACUACUAGAGAAUACCAAGCAGCUGGAGUGUCACCGAGGUUCAUAAUUGCUAAUUACAGUGGGUAAUUAAUUCCUGGAUUCUGUAGACUGGCCUAGUCAUUCUUGGACUUGGAAUCGUAUCAUUUUUUUAGGGUGAUAUCAAAUCAUUUAUGGAUUGCAAAAGUGAUAUGUCUCCUUAAUUCAACAUUCGUCCCUUGCAUAUGCACAGUGGGAUCAUAGCAUUUUCCGUGCAUCCACCAGCAGCUCAGAAAUUGUGCAAAACUGAUUUUUAAGGGACUUAGAAUAGCAAGUACUGAGACCCAAAAAAAAAAAAAAAAAUUUGUAAUGUUAAGAUUAUUCAUUAGAAGAUGUUAUUUCUCUCUUUUCUCUGCUUUUGUAUGCAUAUUUUCGAAGAAAGAAGAAAAAAUAGAUGCCAUGAAUAGGAUCAUGAAUAACUUUCUCCUUGAAUUCAAGCAAUGCAAGUCAGAUCAGUUUCCUUG
Molecule: messenger RNA, 1762 nt
Organism: Pistacia vera
Lineage: Eukaryota; Viridiplantae; Streptophyta; Magnoliopsida; Sapindales; Anacardiaceae
Product: exosome complex component RRP41 homolog
Exons: 16
Coding region: 604-1329 (241 amino acids)
Biological process (GO): rRNA catabolic process; nuclear mRNA surveillance; poly(A)-dependent snoRNA 3'-end processing
Cellular component (GO): nucleolus; nuclear exosome (RNase complex); cytoplasmic exosome (RNase complex)
Source: RefSeq, a predicted model, not a curated record